Messenger RNA from Fulvia fulva, 1728 nucleotides. RefSeq names its product General amino acid permease AGP2. The transcript is spliced from 4 exons. The record is from RefSeq and is a predicted model, not a curated record. Bases 1 to 1728 code for a protein of 575 amino acids. Gene Ontology annotation, molecular function: amino acid transmembrane transporter activity. Gene Ontology annotation, cellular component: membrane. NCBI's taxonomy places the organism in Eukaryota, Fungi, Ascomycota, Dothideomycetes, Mycosphaerellales, Mycosphaerellaceae. Gene Ontology annotation, biological process: amino acid transmembrane transport.
AUGGCUUUCACUACACCCGAGUACGAGGGUGACCUCGAGAAGAAGGGUGGCGUCUAUGAGCAGAAGGGUGACCUUCACCAGAUCAUCACCACCCAGGAUGGCGAGAUCGCAGAGAACGCCGACAACCUCCACCGUCGUCUUGACAACAGACAGAUUCAACUCAUCGCUAUUGGUGGAUCGAUAGGAACUGCUGUCUUCGUCAGUAUCGGCAGUGGUCUUGAACGAGGUGGUCCUGGAUCUUUGUUCUUGGCAUACCUGAUCUACUCUUGCUUCAUGGGUCUCGUCAACAACUGCACAGCUGAGAUGAUCACCCUCUUCCCUGUCUCUGGUGGAUUCGUCCGUCUCGCUGGACACUUCGUCGACGAGGCCUUUGGCUUCAUGGCUGGCUGGAACUUCUUCCUGUACGAGGCAUUGAUCAUUCCUUUCGAAGUGACGGCUCUCACUACCGUCAUUGGAUUCUGGAGCGACAACAUCCCGGCAUAUGCAAUCCCAAUCGGCUGCAUCGUACUCUAUGGUCUGAUCAACAUUCUCGCAGUGAAGGCAUACGGAGAGGCUGAAUUCUGGUUGUCGGGCGGCAAGGUCAUCUUGCUCUUCCUGCUGUUCAUGUUCACAUUCGUGACCAUGGUCGGCGGCAACCCACAAGGUGACGCCUAUGGCUUCAGAUACUGGAACAACCCCGGCGCAUUCGAAGAGCACAGAACUACCGGCACACUUGGCAGAUUUGAGGGUUUCCUCGCUUGCCUGUGGUCUGCAUCCUUCACCGUCGUCGGACCAGAGUAUGUCUCCAUGGUCGCCGCUGAGGCCAAGCGCCCCCGUAUCUACAUCAAGGCUGCCUUCAAGACUGCAUACUGGCGUUUCGGACUGUUCUUCAUCGGAAGUGCUCUCUGUGUCGGUAUCGUCUGUGCCUACAACGACCCAGUUCUCGUCGGUAUCGUCACUGGUGAGGCUACUGGUGGAGGCACCGCCACUGCCUCGCCUUAUGUCAUUGCUAUGCGCAACCUGCGAAUCAACGGCCUGCCACAUCUCGUCAAUGCCCUGCUCUGCACCUCAAUCUUCAGCGCCGGCAACACCUACGUCUACUGCGCUACCCGAACCCUCUACGGCCUGGCUCUCGAGGGCCGCGCUCCAGGUGUCCUCAAGUACUGCACCAAGAGCGGAGUCCCACUUUUCGCCUUCGCCGUCGUCAUGAUCUUCCCCUGCCUCUCCUUCCUGCAGCUCAGCAACGGCUCCGCAAAGGUCCUCGGCUGGCUCAUCAACCUCGUCACAGCAGGCGGUGUCAUCAACUUCAUCUCCAUGUGCAUCACCUACAUCUUCUUCUACCGUGCCGUCAUGGCCCAGGGUGUCGACAGGAAAUCGUUCCCAUACUGUGGCUGGUUCCAGCCAUACGGCGCAUACAUCGCCCUCGCCUGGUUGAUCAUGAUCGUGACUUGCUACGGAUACUCCAGCUUCCGGCCGUUCAGCGUGGAGAACUUCUUCAUCUACUACGCCCUAUUGAUACUCGCCCCAAUCAACUACAUCGGCUGGAAACUCAUCAAGCGCACCAAACUCAUCAAACCCCACGAAGCCGACCUCGUCUGGGAGCGUCCAACUAUCGACGCCUACGAGGCUACCUUCAUCGACCCGCCGACUGGCUUUUGGCGAGAGAUGCUGGCGCUGGUUGGUAUUGGGAGGAAGAAGCAUCAGGAUAGGAGAAGGUCGAGUGUGACGGAGCAGCCGUAUAGGCAUUGA